UAAAAUGGGUAAAGUAUUUUGUAUGGUUUUGUGUAUUAUGUUUUUUUCUGAAGUGAUGUCAUGGACGGUUGAUCUGGGUGAAGUGAAAAAAAUAUUUCUUGAUAACGAAGUACAGUCUGACGAAAAUAGUGACGAAAUUAUAAAUAAUGAAAACGAUUUACUCGGAGAAAACUACGCACGAAAUUUCGGUUAUCAAGGAUAUAAGGAGAAAGAGGCGAGCAGUAUAAUUCGUAAUGGUAGCGUUUACCUUGAAGGCUUGAGUAAGGCCCUGAUGACGUACCGAAAUACAUUAUACAAGUGUAGUCUUAACAAAACUAAUAGCAAGGCAAACAGUCAAUUGAAAGAGAAGUCAAAUGAAAUAUUGUCGACGUGUGGGGCCGCCACUAAUAACAGUGAAUACGUUCAGAAAUUGUCCGAACUAGCGCUGUUGACGACGAAUAAACUGCGAGACAAGGCGUAUGAUAAUAAGGAUUAUAAGAAUGAUGCUAGAAAUGAGAACGAGCUCUUGCUACAGCUAGCAUGGUUGCUGGACCGGCUGGCGUACCUCACCGGGUACGAGCCGAACCCUAAGGAAUUUAUUGAAACAGAAACUUCGACAUUUGAAAUCAACGAAAACGACGCCACUGAAAAAAUCGAUACCGGAUCAUUAGAACUUCUCGAACAAACAGAAAAUGGCCGACCGCUGUCAAAACUCCCGCCGAAACAGUUGACGGCUGUCAAAUCGAUUAAAAAACGAUCCGCGGAGCCGUUGGAGAAUGUAAUGAAGUACUAUGUAAAAUAUAAAGUGUGGAAUAGUUCUAAUCAGUUUGAUAAUUUUAAUGAUAAAGGUGAUAAAAAAUUAAAUUUUGAUGUUCAAAAUGUGUUGACAGUACGACCUAUUAGCAAAAGGUCCGUAAAAAGAAAAUUCAUUAUUCGACGAAAUAAAAGGAGAAUGAAAACUUAUGAAUGA
Messenger RNA from Nymphalis io (European peacock), 949 nucleotides. RefSeq lists its product as uncharacterized. Bases 5 to 949 code for a protein of 314 amino acids. The record is from RefSeq and is a predicted model, not a curated record. Lineage: Eukaryota; Metazoa; Arthropoda; Insecta; Lepidoptera; Nymphalidae. The transcript has 5 exons.